Mugil cephalus (flathead mullet) is the source of this 1038-nucleotide messenger RNA. RefSeq names its product SPEG neighbor protein-like. The record is from RefSeq and is a predicted model, not a curated record. The transcript is spliced from 5 exons. Gene Ontology annotation, molecular function: protein binding. The coding region runs from base 63 to 758 and encodes 231 amino acids. NCBI's taxonomy places the organism in Eukaryota, Metazoa, Chordata, Actinopteri, Mugiliformes, Mugilidae.
AGCAUCAAGACUUGUAGGUUUGCUGGCUCUGGACUGGACUGGAAGUGGAGAGGAUCUUCAAAAUGUCCAAAGUUAAGACUGCACCACCUCCUGGAUGCACCAUAAACAUCACUGAUCCUCAGGUUCAGGAGGCUGCUAUCCGAAUCCAAGCCUCAUAUCGUGGCCACAGGUCACGUAAGGAGCUGCGGGAGAAAGGCCCUCCAAAGAUCCUGCAGGAGCUCAGGGAUGUGGUUCUCGUCGAGGGCAGUGCAGCAAAGCUGGAGUGCAGAGUUAGCGCUUUCCCAGAUCCUUUCAUUGUGUGGUACAAGGACGACAAAGAGCUGAAGGACGGCCCCAAGUACCGCUAUGUUUUUGAAGACCCAGAUUUUGUGGCACUUGUGGUUCGAGACGGGGUUCUGGCUGAUCUAGGAAAAUACACUGUCGCCAUUAAGAACCCAUUUGGACAGACAUCUGGAUCUGCCUGUAUUCUAGUCGAAGUACCUGCAAAGGUUUCUAAAGGCCCAGACAACAUUAAGGCCAAGAGAGGGACGACAGUGGUCCUCAAGGCUGAAAUAAGUGGGGAGCCUCCUCCAGAUGUCGCCUGGCUCAAAGACGGAGAUGACAUCGACGAAGAUGACAGGGUGUUCUUUGACGUUGGUGACACCAGCACAAUUCUGACCAUCAAAAAAGCGACGCUUUCCGACGCUGGCAAGUAUGAAGUGUUUGUGGAGAACAACCUGGGCACAGACCAGUCCUUUGCGCGUGUGGACAUCCUGUGAUCCAGCCGCUGGUCUGCACCACGAGGAGCUCAGGAAACUAAUUAAACCGCAUCAAUGCUGUACAUAACUUUAUCCAUGUAAGUGCAGUGGUUUAUUUUGACGGUGAAAAUAUCAAAGAAGAUUUAACAAUUAGACAGACGUAACAUUCAGUUCAAAGCCGCGGCGUUAGUGCCCGUCAGUAACAGAUCCUCUAACCUGCUAGACUCUUGAAAUGUAAAAAUACAUGUAUGUGAACAGCUUAGUGUGGCUCUAGUAUUAAUAAAACUUCUGGAAACAACAA